Messenger RNA from Coniosporium apollinis CBS 100218, 531 nucleotides. RefSeq lists its product as uncharacterized. Bases 1 to 531 code for a protein of 176 amino acids. The transcript has a single exon. The record is from RefSeq and is a predicted model, not a curated record. NCBI's taxonomy places the organism in Eukaryota, Fungi, Ascomycota, Dothideomycetes.
AUGGCUUCUUUACCAGCCAUCCCCGAGAGCCAGGCACCUACAACCAAAGCGCCCAGCACCACAAAGGCCGCAGAGUCGUCGGCGCUAGCAUCCGCAAAACGUAACAUCGCCUUUCUCCUCCACCCCAACGACGCGCGCGACCGCCCCACCCGCCUCCGCACGCGCGCCCUCCUACGCACAGUCCGCUACAUCGCCGUCUUCAUCUUCUGGCGGCUGGUGCGGUACGCGAAAUACGCCGUCAUCGGGUCCCUGACCGCCGCGGCCGCAGGCACCGUCGUGGGGACAUUGCUGAGUCCGGCUGCGUUUUUGGUGGCGCCGGGGGGCGUGCUGGGGGGCGCGGUAGUGGGGCUCGGGUGGGGGUUUGUGAGGGUUGGGUGGGCGGGGUGGAGGAUGCUUGGAAGGAGGGUGGGGAGGGGGGUUAAAGAGGGGGAGAGCGCGAGGGGGGAUGAGAAGGCGGAUGCGGAGGAGAGCCCGAGGAGGAGGCGGGCGAGAGAGUUGGAGGAGAGGGGGGUUAGGGAGGAUCCGUGGUAG